GGUGAGCAGCAGGCUGUAGGUCAGUGCAUGUCCUGCUCCUUAACCAGACUAGUUUGUCUGUGACCACAACACCACAUCUGACAUUCCUUAUUAAAGAUGGGGGAGAGGUUACAAAGUCAGAAGAGCUACAUUUGCUCAUUUUUCGAUUGCAAAGCUAAAUUUACUAAGUCGUGGAAGCUAGAGGCUCAUCUGUGCAAACACACGGGGUUGAAACCCUUCUCCUGUGAAAGCUGUGACAAGAGCUUUUGUACUCGGUACCAACUGACCAGACAUGAGCUCACCCACAGUGGUGAGAAACCACACAAGUGUUCGGCCGACGGCUGCUCUGAAGCCUUUAUCACUAAUGCCAGCAUGAAGAACCACAUGGCUCGAGUUCACCAGCACUGGGAGAAGCCAUAUAAAUGCAACUAUCAAGGCUGUGGAAAAGACUUCAACAAGAGGAACCAACUCAGGAGUCACCAGGCCGGGCACGGGCAGCCUGGUGCUUUCAAAUGCAAUGUCCAAGGAUGUGCUAAGGAAUUUCCUUCUCAGGGGAAACUGAAGAAUCAUGAAAAAGUCCACAAAGGUUACCCUUGCGAGACGGAGUCGUGUCCUUUCCUGGGACAGACGUGGACGGAAUAUCUUAAGCACAGAAAAGGACACAAAGUUAAGGUGCCGUGUGCAGAGUGCAAGAAGCAAUUCAACAACUCCUGGUUCCUGCACCUGCACAGGCUGCAGGUCCACUGUGGCCAGAGGAAGACGUGGUCCUGCACUAAAGACGGCUGUGAGAAGGAAUUCACCCGAAGCUUCCACUUGGAGAGUCACGUUCUGAGUGAGCACGAUGGGAAGAAGACCUUCAGCUGUGCCCACCCUGGCUGUGAGAAGAGCUUUGCCAUGAAGGAAAGCCUGUGGCGCCAUGGAGUGGUGCAUGAUCCAGAAAAGAAAAAACUGAAGAAAAUCAAAGCCAAAAAGAAUCGACCCCAGCAUAAGGCACCUGUGGUCAGACCGGCAGCUACAGCCAACGUCACCAAGCUAGCUGCGAAGCUGAGAAAAACUACUUUAGUGGAUAAGAAAUCCUGAGGCUCGUUCAUGAAAAUAUUUUUGGUUUGAUGUUGAAAGAAUUUAUUUGACAUUUGUGUUAUCUUCUGAACACGGAUUUGGUUUUGUUUUCUGUUGAUGAAUAACCGUUUCCAAUUUUGGUCAUGUUUUUGACUUUAAGCCAAUUUGAUUUGCUGUAUUAGUAUUUGAGCUAAUGCUGACUUGUUCUUGUUUCUGCCACAUUUUGAUUUUGAGGUUCUUUUGGUUGAAACACUUGUUUCUUGUUUGACUUGGAGUCUUUUCAAAGUGCUUAAGAUUUGUGCCAGAAAGUGGCAAAGUUUUCCUGCUAUUUUUUGGCUAAAUAAGAGCUGUUGCAGGUUAUUUUUGUUCAACAUUUAUAAUUUGUCUUCAAAUUAACUUACAGUAAGGUUUCAGUUUAUCUCUAAUACAGUGGUUUCCAUGGACUGGCAUGUAAUCCACUAAAAUAAAACUUGCUGUAUAUGAUUAAAAAGUAAUGCAUGUUUUGUUCUACAGCAGCCCUGCUUUUCUU
Molecule: messenger RNA, 1567 nt
Organism: Cynoglossus semilaevis (tongue sole)
Lineage: Eukaryota; Metazoa; Chordata; Actinopteri; Pleuronectiformes; Cynoglossidae
Gene: gtf3ab
Product: general transcription factor IIIA, b
Exons: 9
Coding region: 97-1059 (320 amino acids)
Cellular component (GO): nucleus
Source: RefSeq, a predicted model, not a curated record